GUCGCCGCGUGAGUUUUGAACAGCACGGGGCGUGGCCUCAGUAAAGCGAGCGAACCCAAGGGUACGUCGGUUCAAGAACACACACACACGACAUCUUUAUCCAAUCACAGAUCCCUAUGGAAUGGAGAGGUAUGAGGAGACCAAGAACACACAUGCCUCUUCCUAGAAUUUAUAUCCUCGGCCUCACAUUUCAUUAGGUUAGGGGUUGGGAGAGUGGUACUUAUCCACCGCUUUGCUUUGCUUUGGCCCGCUCCCUCUCAUUCCUUUUGCUCAGUUCACGGGUCCCUCCUCACGUCUUCCUCGUAGUUCACUUCUCUUUUACUACUGGCUCUUACAUGGACGGCGUUGUCGCACAAGGGUAGUGCCCAGCCCCAGUGUAGUAGUAGAGCCAAGAGUAAAGCAAAGCAAGAAGUGUUUCCGUUUGCGUUUGUUGAUCAGAGCAAUGGCUAGCGGCGGCAGCUGGUUAGGCUUCUCCCUUUCCCCUCACAUGGGAAUGGAGGUGCCCUCCUCUUCCGAAACCGACCACGCUCAGCCUCCGCCGCCUGCUAGCGCUAGUGCGAUGUCCGGUUCUCACAGCAACGCCGCGACCUGCAACUUCCUCUUCUCCCCUCCUGCGCAAAUGGCCGCUCCCCCUCCUGGAUACUACUACGUCGGCGGCGCCUAUGGUGAUGGCACCAGCACUGCCGGCGUCUACUACUCUCACCACUCCGGCAUGCCCAUCACAUCCGAUGGCUCACUGUGCAUCAUGGAAGGCAUGAUGCCGUCGUCCUCGCCAAAGCUCGAGGACUUCUUGGGCGGCGGCAAUGGCGAUGGCCACGACACGGCAACCUACUACAGCAACCAGCAGCAGGGCCAACAAGAGGAGGCAAUGAGCAGGAGUUACCAGCAGCACCAUCAGCAGCUAGCCCCCUACAACUUCCAGGAUUUGACGGAAGCAGAGGCGAUGUACCAAGAGGCCACGGCGCCGAUGGAUGAGGCAAUGGCCGCGGCCAAGAACCUCCUCGUCAACAACUAUGGCGCCUCUUGCUACAGCAACGCGGGUAUGCAGCCGCUGAGCCUGUCCAUGAGCCCAGGGUCCCAGUCCAGCAGUUGCGUCAGCGCAGCUCCGCAGCAGCAGCAGCAUCAGAUGGCCGUGGUCGCUGCUGCCGCUGCUUCCCAGGGAGGCAGUAAUGGCGGUGGGGAGUUGCAGUGUGUGGGGAAGAAGAGGGGCACGGGUAAGGGAAGCCAAAAGCAACCCGUGCACCGCAAGUCCAUUGACACGUUUGGGCAGAGGACCUCCCAGUAUAGGGGUGUCACCAGCAGGCACAGGUGGACUGGGAGAUAUGAAGCCCACCUGUGGGACAACAGUUGCAAAAAGGAUGGGCAGACAAGGAAAGGGAGACAAGUUUAUCUAGGUGGUUAUGACAAUGAAGACAAGGCUGCCAGGGCUUAUGAUCUGGCCGCUCUGAAAUAUUGGGGGACAUCAACGCACACCAAUUUCCCGCUAGAAAAUUAUCGACAGGAGGUCGAGGAGAUGAAAAGCAUGACAAGGCAGGAGUUUGUUGCACACUUGAGAAGGCGAAGCAGUGGGUUUUCUCGUGGUGCUUCGAUCUACCGAGGAGUAACGAGGCAUCAUCAACAUGGAAGGUGGCAAGCUCGGAUUGGCAGGGUUGCUGGGAACAAAGACUUGUAUCUCGGCACAUUCACUACUCAAGAAGAAGCAGCUGAGGCCUAUGACGUAGCGGCGAUCAAGUUCCGUGGCUUGAACGCUGUGACGAACUUCGACAUAACCAGGUACGACGUCGACAAGAUCAUGGAAAGCAGCUCCCUGCUGCCUGGGGACGAAGCUCGUAAGGUUAAGGCGGUCGAACCAGCACCUGCCUUGAACAAUGGCGGCAGGGAGCUCAACCCUGCCGAAGGAAGCUCCACGGACACCGGCGUCUGGAGGAUGGUGCUCCAUGGAACACCGCAGGAAGCUGCAGCGUGCACCGAAGUGACCGACCUCCGGAAGGCCACCAUGGGUGACCCUCGCUCGUCCCUGCACAGCAUUGCAGGGUUCGACGUCGAGUCUGCGGCGCCGGCGCAUGACAUCGACGCGUCGGGCAAGACCAGCGGCGGCGUCAACUACUCCAACUCGUCUUCCCUGGUGACCAGCCUCAGCAACUCGAGGGAGGGGAGCCCCGAGCGGUUGAGCCUCGCCAUGCUUUACGCCAGGCAUCCCAACGCCGUCAGCCUUGCCACCAUGAGCCCCUGGAUGGCCAUGCCGGCACCGAGCACCACGCACGCGUUGAUGACCCCGAAUUCCAUCCCUCAAAUGCCGGUAUAUGCUGGCUGGACCGAUGCAUAGCCAUUUACCUCGUUGCUGCUCAGUCCUGCUGUCAUUGGGCAUGUGCUUUGAACUGAGGCAGGAUUAGUACCAUCUGCUUCUCUUGAAACGUAAGUUAGCUAGGAUGGCAAGACUGGUUAAUUGGUUAUCAUGAAGGUGGUGUAGUGGUACGUAGGAGAAGCAGGCAUUAGUCUCUAGCUCACCCACUUGUAGUAGUAGUAGUAGUAGUAGUGUUCUUACUUUCAUUGAGCCUCUUUUUAUGUAAGCUCCUUAGAGUAGUAUGACAUGUAUCAUGUAUGGCUCUAA
Messenger RNA from Lolium perenne, 2611 nucleotides. RefSeq names its product AP2-like ethylene-responsive transcription factor ANT. Gene Ontology annotation, biological process: regulation of DNA-templated transcription. NCBI's taxonomy places the organism in Eukaryota, Viridiplantae, Streptophyta, Magnoliopsida, Poales, Poaceae. Gene Ontology annotation, molecular function: DNA-binding transcription factor activity; DNA binding. The record is from RefSeq and is a predicted model, not a curated record.